Anoplophora glabripennis (Asian longhorned beetle) is the source of this 1495-nucleotide messenger RNA. It is a transcript of the gene nAChRbeta1, whose product is annotated as acetylcholine receptor subunit beta-like 1. Gene Ontology annotation, molecular function: transmembrane signaling receptor activity; acetylcholine-gated monoatomic cation-selective channel activity. The transcript is spliced from 9 exons. Lineage: Eukaryota; Metazoa; Arthropoda; Insecta; Coleoptera; Cerambycidae. The coding region runs from base 29 to 1459 and encodes 476 amino acids. Gene Ontology annotation, biological process: nervous system process; regulation of membrane potential; signal transduction. The record is from RefSeq and is a predicted model, not a curated record. Gene Ontology annotation, cellular component: synapse; neuron projection; postsynaptic membrane.
CAAUAAAUUAAUUCGCCCCGUUCAAAACAUGACGGAGAAAGUAGAUGUCAGAUUUGGUCUAGCUUUCGUUCAACUUAUCAAUGUCAAUGAGAAAAAUCAAAUCAUGAAAUCAAAUGUCUGGUUGAGAUUGGUAUGGAGCGAUUAUCAACUUCAGUGGGACGAAGCUGACUAUGGUGGAAUUGCAGUUCUUAGGUUGCCUCCAGAUAAAGUGUGGAAGCCUGAUAUAGUAUUAUUUAACAAUGCUGAUGGUAACUACGAAGUUAGAUACAAAUCAAAUGUAUUGAUUUAUCCCAACGGAGAAGUACUUUGGGUACCGCCAGCAAUAUACCAGAGUUCUUGUACUAUAGAUGUAACAUACUUUCCAUUCGAUCAACAAACUUGCAUUAUGAAGUUUGGGUCCUGGACGUUCAAUGGUGACCAAGUAUCACUAGCCCUUUAUAAUAAUAAAAAUUUCGUCGAUCUGUCUGAUUAUUGGAAAUCAGGGACAUGGGAUAUAAUUGAAGUGCCAGCCUACCUCAACAUUUACGAAGGAAGUCAGAUGGGAAAUCAGCCUACAGAAACUGAUAUCACUUUUUACAUAAUAAUAAGAAGGAAAACAUUGUUUUAUACAGUCAAUUUGAUACUACCCACCGUACUUAUUUCCUUUCUAUGUGUCCUUGUAUUUUAUUUACCCGCAGAAGCAGGAGAAAAGGUAACACUGGGUAUCAGUAUUUUACUGUCACUUGUUGUAUUCUUACUGCUCGUCUCCAAAAUUUUGCCUCCCACAUCACUGGUAUUGCCACUGAUAGCCAAAUACCUCCUGUUCACUUUCAUCAUGAACACUGUUAGUAUACUUGUUACAGUUGUGAUAAUUAAUUGGAACUUCAGGGGUCCUCGGACACAUAGAAUGCCGUCGUGGAUCCGCUACGUAUUCCUAAACUACUUGCCAGCAAUGCUGCUUAUGAAAAGGCCGCGUAAAACCCGGCUAAGGUGGAUGAUGGAAAUGCCGGGUAUGGGAGUACCACCUCACCCUUACGGUUCUCCUGCCGACAUUCCCAAACAUAUAAGGUUAUAUGACUCGAUCGAAUCACAGAGCAAGGUGGAAGUCAUGGAGUUGUCCGAUCUGCACCACCAUCCAAAUUGUAAGAUUAACAGGAAACCUAACUCCGAUUUGGGAGUGGGUGUUGGCGGGGACAGUUGUAGGAGAGAGAGCGAGAGUUCGGAUUCUAUUUUACUGUCACCGGAAGCCUCGAAAGCUACCGAAGCUGUCGAGUUUAUCGCUGAGCAUUUGCGCAACGAAGACUUGUACAUUCAGACGCGAGAGGACUGGAAAUACGUGGCGAUGGUGAUUGACAGACUCCAGUUGUACAUGUUUUUUAUUGUAACCACCGCAGGAACUGUUGGAAUUCUGAUGGAUGCACCUCACAUCUUCGAGUACGUCGAUCAAGACAGGAUAAUUGAAAUAUACCGUGGCAAAUAGAAGACACCCUCCCCUCACCACUGGCUAACAAAUCAU